GUCUGCACUGUCUCACUACGUGGCUGGUCAGUUGUUCACAACCUGGCUAAAAUCCCAUCGUCAGUCGGCCUAGUUUGACAAGUUCAUCCACCAUGGACAUCAACAUCUGGCUGGGCAUCAUCGUGCUGCUGACUUUACAAACUCACUUCGUUUUCUCAGACGAUGCUCCAGUUUUACACGGAAAAAAUUCAAUUAGAACUGUGGGUGGAGUCAACUUCUCGGCUGAAGUUAUCGCUCGGCGUGAAGUCAAAAUUACAGAUAACUUUCAAACAUAUCAGAAAACUUGUGACAGGAAUUCUAUGUCUGAUGAUUUACCAGAAAGGGCGAUCAUGAAAUCCGAAAUAGGGGUAGAUGUGAUGUGUGAUACCAAAACUGAUGGCGGAGGGUGGAUUGUGCUUCAGCGACGUAACAAACUGGAUGUUGACUUUAGAAGAAAUUGGGAGGACUACAGAGAUGGUUUUGGUACAUAUGCUGGCGACUAUUGGCUUGGACUUAAACAUAUGUACAAAUUAACAUCGAUGGGGCGAUGGGAACUAAGAGUUGAAAUGACAUUCAGGAAGGUCGACUACUACGCCCAAUACAAAUCGUUCAAAAUCGGAAGUGAGUCAGAGUAUUUUCCCCUUCGCAUUUCUGGCUUUUCAGGAAAUGUUUCCGACGACUUAAAAUAUCACAAUGACGCCAGCUUUGCCACUCCAGAUUAUCCGGACGAAAUGGGCUGCGCUGCCAAAUUUAGAACGGGGUGGUGGUUCCAGAAUUGCCUGACAGUAAACUUGAAUGGUGAGCACCCUAUGACGCAGUAUCAGUCAGGAAUACACUGGAAGUCUGUGGGUGGUUUUAAGACACUUGAUAGAGCUGAGAUGAAAAUGAGAAAAAAACCUAGAAUCUCACCUGGGAUUUCAAGUAAUUAGCAAAUAAAUAUUGUGUUCAAUAGAUUCAUCAAGUACAUGUACAUACCCUAGACAUGUCAGAAUUGUUGAAAAAUCCCAAAAAAAAAAAAAAUCAAAAGCUUCUACUUGAUUCCUAGUUCUUUUGUCUGUGUUUUUUCAUUAUGUGUUGAAACAUACCAGCGAAAUUUCGACCACCUCUGACGGACCGACUUAUUUAAACUAGACACGUCGGUUAAAACCCAGUUAUAAUGCAGUCUUUAUUUAUUUUCUUCUUUUGAGUAUACUAUUUAAAUAAAAAACAACUAAAUAUAUG
Physella acuta is the source of this 1200-nucleotide messenger RNA. Its product is annotated as ficolin-1-A. The record is from RefSeq and is a predicted model, not a curated record. Lineage: Eukaryota; Metazoa; Mollusca; Gastropoda; Physidae.